AUGCGUUUCUCUAUCAUCUCUGCUUUUUCCCUCAUUGGCGCCGGCAUGGUAUCCGCUCUUCCUUCUGAGGGUUCCAUUGUUGCCCCCGUCAAGCGCAGCAGUGCUAGCACCGAGUCUAAAGUCCAAGAAGCUGCCGCCGCUCUGGCUGGCAACAAGGUCGAGAAUGAAUCCGAGACCUCCGAUUGUGUUGGCUCUCUUCUUUGCUGUGGUUCACUCACCACCCCUCUGGACCACAUUGUUGACCCCAUCCUGGAGGACCUUGGCAUUGAUGCUGCCAACAUUGUUGGGUCUAUUGGUCUCUUGUGCGAUCCCUAUGAAGCCUCCACUUGUGACUCCGCUCCUCAGUGCUGCACUGAAGCCAACCUCCUGGGUGGUACUCUUGCUCUUGGCUGCUCCGCUCUGAAGAAGUAA
This is a messenger RNA of Penicillium macrosclerotiorum, 411 nucleotides long. RefSeq names its product hydrophobin family protein. The record is from RefSeq and is a predicted model, not a curated record. NCBI's taxonomy places the organism in Eukaryota, Fungi, Ascomycota, Eurotiomycetes, Eurotiales, Aspergillaceae. Gene Ontology annotation, cellular component: fungal-type cell wall. The transcript has 3 exons. Bases 1 to 411 code for a protein of 136 amino acids. Gene Ontology annotation, molecular function: structural constituent of cell wall.